GGGUAUUAGCCCCAGCCCGGUCCCUCAGCCUUCUGACGCCCCUGAUGCAACCAUGGGUGGUGGCAGUGACUAGGUGGCCCCCUUCCACACCUGUCGCUCAGCGGCGAUUCUCAGCAGGGCCCAGCAGGCCCCCUGGCCAGCGCUCCUGCCCAGGAUGAGCGCUUACCCUCCCAGCAGCCGCUGCACCAGUCACCUCACCUCCCCGUAGAGGAGCGCCGAACUUCGGCUCCUGCCGGCGGGAGCCCCCGAAUGCUGCACCCGGCCACCCAGCAGAGCCCGUUCAUGGUUGAUCUCCACGACCAGGUGCACCAGGGACCCGUCCCUCUGUCCUACACAGUCACCACCGUGACGACCCAAGGCUUUCCCUUGCCUGCAGGCCAGCACAUCCCUGGCUGCAGUGCCCAGCAGCUCCCAGCAUGCUCUGUGAUGUUCAGUGGACAGCACUACCCCCUCUGCUGCCUCCCGCCCCCACUGAUCCAGGCCUGCACCAUGCAGCAGCUCCCGGUGCCCUACCAGGCCUACCCCCACCUCAUCUCCAGCGACCACUAUAUCCUGCACCCCCCACCGCCAGCCCCGCCCCCCCAGCCUACCCACAUGGCCCCCCUUGGCCAGUUCGUGUCACUGCAGACCCAGCACCCAAGAAUGCCUUUGCAGCGGCUUGAUAACGAUGUGGACCUGCGGGGGGACCAGCACCCCCUGGGGAGCUUCACCUACUCCACCUCGGCCCCUGGCCCCACCCUCUCUCCAUCUAUGCCCCUGCACUACCUGCCCCAUGAGCCGCUGCCCCAGGAGCUGCCCUUCGGCAUGCCAUAUUCCCACAUGAUGCCGCGGAGACUGAACACCCAGAGAUACCGUCUGCAGCAGCCAUUACCACCGCCGCCCCCACCACCACCGCCUCCACCACCUUAUUACCCCAGUUUCCUGCCCUACUUCCUCUCAAUGCUGCCGAUGUCACCCACCACGAUGGGACCCACCAUCAGCCUGGACCUUGAUGUGGAUGACGUGGAGAUGGAGAACUAUGAGGCCCUCCUGAACCUGGCGGAGCGGCUGGGCGACGCCAAGCCCCGUGGCCUCACCAAAGCUGACAUUGAGCAGCUCCCAUCCUACCGCUUCAAUCCUGACAGCCAUCAGUCAGAACAGACGCUGUGCGUUGUCUGCUUCAGUGACUUUGAGGCGAGGCAGCUACUGCGGGUUCUCCCCUGCAACCACGAGUUCCACACCAAGUGCAUCGACAAGUGGUUAAAGGCCAACCGGACGUGCCCCAUCUGCCGGGCCGAUGCCUCCGAGGUGCCCAGGGAGGCGGAGUGAGGCCACACAGCUGCCCGGAAGAACCCUGCUCCCGAAGCUCUGGAAUCUCGGGGGGGGG
This is a messenger RNA of Elephantulus edwardii (Cape elephant shrew), 1366 nucleotides long. It is a transcript of the gene RNF44, whose product is annotated as ring finger protein 44. The coding region runs from base 250 to 1308 and encodes 352 amino acids. The record is from RefSeq and is a predicted model, not a curated record. The transcript is spliced from 10 exons. Lineage: Eukaryota; Metazoa; Chordata; Mammalia; Macroscelidea; Macroscelididae.